Molecule: messenger RNA, 705 nt
Organism: Parathielavia appendiculata
Lineage: Eukaryota; Fungi; Ascomycota; Sordariomycetes; Sordariales; Chaetomiaceae
Exons: 2
Coding region: 1-705 (234 amino acids)
Source: RefSeq, a predicted model, not a curated record
AUGCCGCCGCCCAACCCCGGAAAUGCACCGGAACCGAAGCAGUCACCGGGUGAGCCCCCCUUGCCCGUGCCCAGUGCCGGCCCGUCCGUCCAGCACCGCUUCCUCUCCCCGACCGAGUGGGCCCGCGUCGCCCACGGAAUCGGCGCCAUCCGCGAGGGCGAGGAGCACCAGGUCGUACACCCAACUUCUUGGUACUGGCCGCCCAAGGGCCUUCCGGACGGGUUGUACCGGGACGUGGUGAAGCAGCGGACAAAAUACUGCAUUGGCUUCCAGUUGCUCAGUUCGCUCCACUGGUUCCUGAUGAUCCUUCAAGUCAUGGUCGGCGCCGCGCUCACCGCGCUCGGCUCACUGUCUACGCGCCAUUCGACCCCCAUCACCCUGCUGGCGGCCGUCAACACGCUUGGUGCUGGCCUGAUCGGCUUGAUGCACAACAGCGGCCUGCCAGACCGGUACCGCAUGGACAAGGCUCAGUAUAUCCAGGUUGAGGAUUACAUCAGGGAAGUGCUGGACACGGGCGUUGUCGAGGCUCAGCAGAAGGUAGAGGACGUUCUCAACGAGUGCUUCACCCGGUUCCAAAAAGCCAGGGCGACGGUGCUAUGCAACAAGCCCGAGGUGUACAACAGUUCUGCGACUCCUGGAAACAAUAACGUCAUGGUCUUCCCCCACCCAUCCAUACUUGUACGUGCUCACCAAGACCGCAAAUAA